Messenger RNA from Sclerotinia borealis F-4128, 2040 nucleotides. NCBI's taxonomy places the organism in Eukaryota, Fungi, Ascomycota, Leotiomycetes, Helotiales, Sclerotiniaceae. The record is from the annotation of a GenBank genome assembly.
AUGUCAGACGAAAAGAAAGGUGUGUCUCUGCGGACCAAGAGGAAAGGUCGUCCAGCAAUAAGUGCUCCCAAACAGAUAUCCGGCCCAAUUCCGCAAACUGGGGGAGAUGGACCACGAAGUGCUGGGAAGUCAUCUUUUGAUACUCCACCCCCGCAACGCCCUCAACCUGGUGGGAAGACUUCGGAUUUGGUGAAACGGCGAUACUCCACUCGAUUUAAUAACCUUCCCUCCGACUUCGACCCUUCCGCUCCUCCUCUCCCCUCUGUUCCUAAUUUACCAGCUCAGUAUGCUCAAGCAAAUGACCGUGGACGAGGUCCCUCGCCGGCGAGAGGACCUGGUCUGGUAGUAGAUCAGAGAGCUCUACGUGAUCCCAAUUUGAGACCAGAUGCGUAUGUAGCGGGACUCUUAAGUGAUGCAUCAGAACAAGAUAUUGAGGAUUACCAAACAAACUUAAAGAAGAUGAAGAAUCGCACUUCUACAGAUUUGCAGCAAAACGUUUAUCAAAACCGAACACAAUUUAUAAAAAUUAGUAAAGAGGCCGAAAAGCUGAAAGGGGAGAUGCGCGCACUCCGAAAUUUGAUGGCGGAACUUAAAACCAACACCACUGCUCUUAGAACGACCUCUUCGCAAGGACCAUCCUUAACUAAUUUCGACGGCUUUCCGCCAACUUUGAGCAAGAGAGACAAGCGAAGUUCCGUGGCAGACCGAACCGCCAUGUGGAACUCGCAACUUCAAGCUUUAUGGAAAACUAUUGAAGGCUCCCAAAAGUUUCUACCUGCGGCUCCUGGUCGUCACGUGGUACAGAAUGCAGGGCUAUGGAUAGAGCUUGAUAAUGCCACCUGGAAAUCUAGACGAGCGAUGCAGAUCGUUUUGUUAAAUGACCAUCUUCUUGUUGCAUCGAGGAAAAAGCGAAAAGUCGAAGGCGCAGAUCAACGACAAGCACCAUCAAAAUUGGUGGCAGACAGAUGCUGGCCGUUGUUGGACAUUGAAAUUGUCGACCUUGCGGGAACCAGUGAAGGAACUAGUGUGCGUAAUAAAUUGGCCGAUGCAAUCAUGAUAAGGGGUGUAGGUCAGGAGUCUUUUACCUACCGAACUGAAAAAUCGAGCGACAAUGAAAAGUCUUCCCUUAUGAUGAACUUCCGAAAAGCGGUGGAGGAGCUUCAUAAAGGUCUCCGGUCAGAAAUGGAAACGAGCAACAGGGCCAAAGAAACAAUCAAUUACUUCGCCUCUCGGGACCCAGGCCUCUUAAAAAAGACAGAUUUACUCGAGACUCUUUCGGAUAUCAAAGAUAUGCUCAUCGAAGUUGAUGGCAAGCAGCAAAAUCUCCGGUGGGUGGAAAGCCAGGUUGAUGAGCUGGAUAUCGACAUCGCCCUUCAACAUUUUGACACAGCAGUACAACGGGUCGCCAAACUCAAUUCCUUGGCCAAAGGUCUUAAAAGCAAUAUUGUCGCCCAGGAUUUCAUUAGCUUCAAAGCCGAUGAAAGGGCAACAAGGCUUGCGGAAUUAAUCACCCGUGAACUUGUUGAUACACACAAUGAGCCUAAGAAAGUUAGGCGCAAUAUCAGCUGGUUAACUAGUCUUGGCUUCGAGGAUCGGGCCAGAGAAGCAUAUUUAGAAGCUCGGGGAAACAUAAUCCAUAAGAGAUCGAGGUAUGAUAAGCAAUUCCGGUCUGUAAACUCUACUGAUUUUUUCCAAAGACAAUGUAUUUUCGAGGGCAACCUCCACCAAUAUAUAUGGGAGGUAUCAUUCGUGUAUUUCACGAUCAUCCGAAAUACUGUCUCAACCUUCCAAGCAUGUUUUCCGCAGCCACUUAUGAGUGCCUGCGUAAAAUGGGCCAAAGAGCAGGUCGAUGCAUUCAAUAUCAUUCUUGCACGACAGCUUAGCAGUACGGAGAAAGAUGGUCAAGUAUGGACUGAAUGCAUGGAUCAGGCAAGAGAGCAUGCGAAAAUGCUCUCCGAAGUUGCUUUGGACUUUAGCAGUCUCAUUGGUUCGAACUCGAUAGAUGUUCUCAAUGGACCUAUAGGAUUAGGCUUGGCAUAA